AUGUCCCAGACCUCGGGGGCCCAAGAAGAAGCAUCAAGCAUAGGAGCGGGCCGAAAAAGUCCCCAGCCUAUCGUUUUGUGUCGAUUUCUUUCAGGAAUGGUGGUAAAAGAAGAAAUUGGUUUUCAUGAAAUCCACUACAUAGCCUUCUCACAUGUCUGGGGUGACGCCCAUUGGACUACGCUGAACGGCAUCGCAGACCGGGUCAAAGUUUCCAAGUCGAAGGCUCGCUUCUUGGAGCAUAACCUGCAGAACCUUGUUGGGAACAGCUACUUUUGGAUGGAUGUCCUAUGCAUUGAUCAAACAAAGGAUGAAGAAAGGAUCAAAGUGACAACUAUUAUCCCGCAGAUCUUCGAACACGCUCAAAAACCCAUUGUGAUUCGAGACGGGUCGGGUUAUGUUUCGUGCUGCGCACUCGCCUUUGGGAACCUCUCGACCUGGGGCGACUACAAUGCUGGUGUUAGUAGAUGGCGUAAGCACUGGACCGACGAACAUAAGCAUCACUUGCUUAAGGAAGCUAACGUGGACUGCUUGUGGGCCUUCUCGAGAGCAUGGGCUUCGCACGGGAAACGCAAAAAACCUUCGGCGGACGAGCAACUAUCUUUUAUAUCUGCUUUACUGAACAACGGAGUGGUCUUGCGGGAGUUUCCUGAGGGAUCGUCUCUAUCAGGUGCUAUAGAAGAGGGAUUCUUUAUUCAGAGCAAUAGUACGCGGAGAGCCACAAAGGCAAGAGAUCUCAUUCUAUCCACUAUGUCACAGUAUGACUGGUACUUGGCACCAUCACCUCAAAUGGUGCGACAAAUGGGUUUCGGACCGCUUUUUCGAGAUUGCUUUGCCCAAGCAAGGCAUGCAAAUCGCGCAACCCUACCCAAGAUUAUGGCUGGCAUGGUGGGAGAACAGGGUGAUUCAUUGGAAACUUCGAAUGUACCUGAACCAGAACUCCUGGGAGAUCUGGUCAAAUUGUUUGGGCUGGCGACUGACGGUGCCCUUCAGCACGAUGCAGAUUGUACACUAGGAGUCGAACUAGGCCCGGUCGUGGUUCGCAGCAUUGAAUCAAGCGACAUGUCAACCAUCUUACGGAUCUUGGAAGGGAGCCUCGAGUUCUCAAAGUCUGCCUGGGGGCUCGCUGGAAGAGGCGAAUUAAGUCUGCACGAGGCCUGGCCGGACGUUAAAGUCAUUUCCGAGGCCGAGGACGAAGAGUUAUCCAGAAAUGACAAUCUACGCCAUAACAAUGCAAUUCAAUUCCUCAACCUCAUGGUCCUAGGGAUUUUUGAUGGAGGUGGCAUGCAGAUGGAUUCCGACUCGUUUAAGAGGGAUCUUAUUUAA
This is a messenger RNA of Fusarium oxysporum Fo47, 1323 nucleotides long. RefSeq lists its product as uncharacterized. Lineage: Eukaryota; Fungi; Ascomycota; Sordariomycetes; Hypocreales; Nectriaceae. The coding region runs from base 1 to 1323 and encodes 440 amino acids. The record is from RefSeq and is a predicted model, not a curated record. The transcript is spliced from 2 exons.